This is a messenger RNA of Striga hermonthica, 360 nucleotides long. NCBI's taxonomy places the organism in Eukaryota, Viridiplantae, Streptophyta, Magnoliopsida, Lamiales, Orobanchaceae. The record is from the annotation of a GenBank genome assembly.
AUGGCACAUGCUCUCUCCGCGCAAAGUAGCCAACCAACUUGGGGAGGUUCUAUUCCGGGACAUAGAGUAGUCCAUCGUGAUCGGGAGGAGGCCCAUCGCACUCUGUUUCGAGAUUAUUUUAGUAGUAAUCCAACCUACGAUGAAGAUACAUUUCGUCAAAGCGGCGGCGGCGACACCUUGUUUGUGGCAGCUGCGGCGGCAGCGCCACCUUUUCGUCUUGGGGCGACGCCGACACCUUCAUCCGGUAGUCUCGGCACCUUUUCGGCGGCGGCGAGGGAUUCGACCUGUUCAGGGGCGGCGGUGGAGGGCGACGAGGGGGAGAUGAAAGGAGCAAAGAGGAAAAAGACCGCGAGAGGUUGA